AUGCUCUCGAUUUCUCAGUGUGUUGGGACACCCAUCUCCCCAAGAUUGUCUCAGUGUGUGGGGACCACACUCUACCCCAGGACUCUCUCAGUGUGUGGAGACCCCCUCUACUCCAGUCUCUCUCAGUGUCUGGAGACCCCCGUCUCCCCCAGACUCUCUCAGUGUGAGGGGACUCCCCUCUACCCCAGAAUCUCUCAGUGUAUGGGGAGCCCCCUCUCUCCCAGGCUCUCACAGUGCCCCCAGAAUUCUCAGUGUUUGGGGAGUCCCCUUUCUCCCAGACUCUCUCAGUGGACCCCCAGACUCUCUCAGUGUGUGGGGACACCCCUCUCCCCCAUACUCUCUCAGUGUGUGGGGACACCCUCUCCCCCAGAAUCUCAGUCUGUGGGU
This is a messenger RNA of Carcharodon carcharias (great white shark), 387 nucleotides long. RefSeq names its product protein FAM186A-like. The annotation marks the transcript as partial. The record is from RefSeq and is a predicted model, not a curated record. The transcript is spliced from 5 exons. NCBI's taxonomy places the organism in Eukaryota, Metazoa, Chordata, Chondrichthyes, Lamniformes, Lamnidae.